This is a messenger RNA of Exophiala spinifera, 897 nucleotides long. RefSeq lists its product as uncharacterized. The record is from RefSeq and is a predicted model, not a curated record. The coding region runs from base 1 to 897 and encodes 298 amino acids. The transcript has 3 exons. Gene Ontology annotation, biological process: transport. Gene Ontology annotation, molecular function: transmembrane transporter activity. Lineage: Eukaryota; Fungi; Ascomycota; Eurotiomycetes; Chaetothyriales; Herpotrichiellaceae.
AUGUCCUCUGAUUUUUGGGCCAGUUAUGCGUCAGGUGCAUUCGGCAUUCUUAUUGGCAACCGGUUGGACGUCCUAAAAGUCAGAGCCCAAGCAAGUGGUGGUAGCACGACACCUGUUGGGCUCUCCGAGCCUGCCACGAAAUUUCAGCAAUUCACAGGCCUUUUCAGAGGUGCAGCUGCACCUAUUCUGGGCUACGGAGCGCUGAACUCAAUCUUGUUCGUGACUUUCAAUAGGUCCUUGAUAUGGAUGGAUCCAAGCAUCUUUGAUUACACAAAGCUUGCAGGAGUUGACCUGGGCAAGAUCUGGGCGGCCGGUGCAUUCGGAGGACUGGCCACCUUCGUGGUGUCUGCACCCUCCGAGUUGAUUAAAUGCAGAGCCCAGCUGGUUGUGGACGGCCAGGGAUCAUCCUUUGGUGUCUUUAAAGAGAUUUGGAGACACAGAGGCAUCAAAGGCAUGUAUUAUGGUGGGACAAUCACUGCUAUACGAGAUGCAGUAGGAUAUGGCUGGUAUUUUUGGUCGUAUGAGUUAAGCAAGCGCUUGCUACUGUCAAGACAGCCGGACCCUUUCCUUCCUCCUACAGCAGCAGACGUGCUAAUAAGCGGUGGCAUCGCUGGAGUUAUCACAUGGGUGUCUAUCUAUCCAUUGGACAUCGUCAAGACUCGCCUUCAGACUCAACCCGCCUGGCAGCCAGAGAGACAAGGGCUUCUCGCAACUGGAUGUGCGAAUACCCGACAGGUCCAUACCUCUGUGGAACUGGCUCGAGAGAUCUGGCAAAACUCUGGCAUUGCUGGCUUUUACCGGGGAAUCGGUGUCUGCAGUUUGAGAGCGUUCAUCGUGAAUGCUGUUCAGUGGUAUGCUUAUGAAAAGAUUAUGGAUCUUUUCGCAAAAUCUGGAUGA